GGCUGGUCUGCUAGACCCACUGGACGCUUCCGUCUGUCAGAAGUUUUGUUUACGUUUUGACAGCGAGACGGUUACGGGUUACACACUUGCUUCAAGUCCGUAAGACAGUUAGAAGGGCAAGACAAAUUAUCUGAGUUGUGAAGUGGGAAAAUCAUGCUUGCCAAGAGCGAGGAUCCAGUGUCGGGGCCUUCCCGGAGUAAGGAUGUCCCCAAUCAGGGCCUGUCUUGUACAGACAGGAUAAAGGCCCAAGGAGUUACUCUCAUGGAUUCCAUCAAGAAGGGUCUGUUUGUGGUAGGCAGUGCUCUCAUAGUUUUCUCUGCGUUCAGAAACUCUGUAACAUGGCACCUGCAGAACGUGUGGGGAGCAUCAGGACAUUUCUGGCAGAGUAUCUGGGACUCGACCUAUCACCUGUUUGGUGAUAACAACGUAUUGCUGGGAACUUUAGGGACUACCGUAUUCACCUUCGUUGUUUUCUGGGCCGGAAACAUUUUGCUGCUGAUACUGGACACAACAGGCUGGCCUGGAUUUCUGCUGAAGUACAAAAUACAGGAGGAUCAGAAUGUCCCCGUUGAUAGAAAGAAGCUGAUGAAAGCUGUGAAGGUUGUGCUCUUUAAUCAAAUCAUUGUGGGGAUACCAUUCUGCUACACGUUCACUCGCUUCAUGAUAUGGCGGGGUUGUCAAUUCCACGGAGGACUCCCAACCUUCACCUGGGUCAUUAUGGAGCUCAUCAUCUUCUCCCUCGUAGAAGAAGUCGGCUUCUACUACAGUCACAGGCUGUUCCACCACCCAAAGCUGUACCGCUUCAUCCACAAACGCCACCAUGAGUGGACCGCCCCUAUUGGGAUCAUAGCACUGUAUUCCCACCCUGUGGAGCACUGCCUCAGCAACCUUGCCCCCAUCGCACUUGGCCCUCUUCUGAUGGGCUCUCACGUAGCUACAGCCUGGAUGUGGUUUGCCCUUGCUCUUUGGUCUACUACAGUAUCACACAGUGGGUAUCAUUUCCCUGGACUACCAUCACCUGAGGCUCAUGACUUCCAUCACUUAAAGUUUACAAACAACUUUGGCGUCUUGGGAGUCCUUGAUCGUCUUCACGGCACCGACAACCAGUUCCGUGAGCACAUCGCAUACAAACGUCACAUCCUGUCUCUGAGCUCAGUUCCCAUGUCACAGCAGUUCCCAAAUCCCACACAUGUCAAGGGCAAGUAAUUCUGAGGAAGCUUCUCAAGCCACGAUCAUCAGAUGUGUUAUUCAAAUCACUCUACGUUUGUGGUUCGUGUUAUUGCUAUUUCUUGAAAAGUACUGAAUUAAUACUUCUCAAACUUGAUUUGUAAGUGUCGCUUGGUCGCUUGUGUCCUCAUUUAAUUUCGAGCCAUGUUUGAUAUCAUGAUUAUUGCUUGUUAUCCCUAUUUCGUUAGAUGUAACGGAGGGAUAUAUCUCAAUCUUGAAUUUUUACUCAUAUUUGGAAAAUAAAAUGGCCGACCUGCAGCCAUCUUGGAUGUUAGUUGAAAUAUAUUACCGCUAGUUCUUGAUUGAUAUUUAUCAGAUUUCUGGUGUAAGUUCUCAAGUUAAGAGAAAAAGAUGAGAAAAGUAGAGAAAUAUGUGUCUUACAUAGAUUGAGUACCAAUCAUUCAAUGGUUGGUGACAUGAUCCCUCUAGGAUCUCUUAAUAUUCUUUUGUGCAUUUUACAAUUUUGGGACCGAUCAGAAGUAAUACUUUGUAAAUACAACAUAGAUCAGGUAAUAUUUUAUAGAAGAGAGGUUAGAUCAGAUAAUGUUUUAUAGAAGAGAGGGUAGAAAAAGUGCCGGCUAGGCAAGGCUUUGUUGGUUUUAAAGUUGUGAUAAUUUGUAUGUUCUUUCUUAUCUACUAUACCUGGAAAAUUCUCCAUGGAUCUUCGUCGGAUUUCAUCGUUAAGAGGAACAGAGAAAUUACUAGUCUUACUUAGACCCCGUGUUUUAAUGAUGGGCGCCAGAUCCUUCAGAUUUCUUGUGUCUUGGGUACAAUAUUCCUGUCUCAAAGCUAUGAAACAAUAUUCUAGUUAUAUAUUUGGAACAAGAUCAUAUUUAUUUUGUAUAAUCAUAUGCAGCUGGUACAAAUGUAGACAUAAAAUUUAGUCAUGUUUAUUUUUAUGUCAACUCUACUGGGAUUUACAGCUGGCGACAAAACAAUAUUUUAUGGUAACAUAUGUAAUUAAAAUGAUUGAACUCUAUAUUAUUUCUCUCAAAAUUGCAUAUAUGUGUUAUUAGAAAUUGUAAUAUGGUUGCAAAUAAAAAAAGAAAAUUGACAUAA
This is a messenger RNA of Pecten maximus, 2286 nucleotides long. Its product is annotated as fatty acid hydroxylase domain-containing protein 2-like. Gene Ontology annotation, biological process: sterol biosynthetic process. The transcript is spliced from 7 exons. The record is from RefSeq and is a predicted model, not a curated record. Bases 154 to 1206 code for a protein of 350 amino acids. NCBI's taxonomy places the organism in Eukaryota, Metazoa, Mollusca, Bivalvia, Pectinida, Pectinidae. Gene Ontology annotation, molecular function: iron ion binding; C-4 methylsterol oxidase activity.